Olea europaea var. sylvestris is the source of this 622-nucleotide messenger RNA. RefSeq lists its product as uncharacterized. Bases 90 to 398 code for a protein of 102 amino acids. Lineage: Eukaryota; Viridiplantae; Streptophyta; Magnoliopsida; Lamiales; Oleaceae. The record is from RefSeq and is a predicted model, not a curated record. The transcript is spliced from 4 exons.
UAUUACAAUUUCAAAACAUGCAAUUGUACACAAACCAUAAUUUUUUCUUAUAGCAUUUCUUGUCCCUGUGAAUACUUAGAUCUAUAAGAAUGGCCAAUAGGCAGCUAAAGCCAGUUACAGGAUUGCUUUUAGUUCUCAAUUUUUGCAUGUAUGCAAUAGUUUUGGGCAUUGGUGGUUGGGCAAUGAACAUGGUUUCAUACACGAGUAGCCUUCCUGCUGCAAUUUCUGCUACCACCAUUGCUUGGACACUUACUCUUCUUGCCAUUGGCUUUGCGUGCAAAGAGAUUGAACUCCAGAUCAGAAAUGCUCGUCUGGAAAGUAGAUCAAUGGAAGCAUUUCUUAUAAUCCUUUCAGCCACUCAACUCUUGUGCAUAGCUGCAAUUCAAGGGGUUGCAUGAGCAAGGGGACUUUGUGUUGAGAAAUGGUCUUCAAUUGUGCCCGUGUGAUUUUUGAUUUAUUUUAUUUUCUAGUUUUAUGAAUUUUCAAUUCAUUUGUGUUGUGUCAUUUUGUUAAAAUGCGUCACAACUCUGCAAGUAAUGUUAUUUUACUUCUAUUGGAGUUCAUCACCCGUCUAUGAGACAGUGCCAAAUAGCAUUAUUCAAUUAAUGGAGGUGUGCCGAAC